GCCCUUUAUUGCCUCAGCCAGAAGACUGUAGAGAGGGGUGUGACAGCAGUAAUCCCUGGCUGCCGUCCCAGUCAUGGGCAGCACAGGGGGAUAGAGGUUGCCCCUGGUCGCCUCAGCAAGCAAAGGGUGUUUGGACUGAGCCAGCAGGGAGGGGGGCAUGGCCGUGACGUCAUUGGGCUGGCUGAUUUGAUGCGUCUCUCCUCACACUGAGCACAGGGAGAGCUGUGGCAGCAGCAGCGGUUCUUCUGCAGAGCUGGAGAAUACACCCUUCAACUGUCCUAAGUCGACCAGUCUGUCCUGCUACCAUUGGCGGAGAACUGAUGAAUGAUUCUGAAUCAAGUUUAUCCAGGCAGUCAUCCUGGGAUGUUAGAAGAGAGAGAAGUGAAUAAUGAGAGAAAAAGGCAACGAAAAUAAAGAAAGUGCUGAAUCAGUUAACCGAACAAUUCCAAAACCCUUUGGUUCCCCGCUACCUCGACAGACUAGGAUAUGAUCUCCCCUACUCCAUAUAUUGUUGGUGGACCUUUCCCUCCUUUAGGAGAAGGGUUGUUACUUUUUGGAGCACAUGCUUGGUAUUAGAAAAGGGAACGGAGAUAGGUGGGAGGGGGAGGGAGACAGAUGGAGGAGGGGCUGCGGGACGCAAGUAAAAGGGGGGCCGCGCCAUAGGAGGAACAGGUCAUCUAUAUACCUCUUGUAUACCACUACAUGAUCUUGAAAUAGGGAGUUGGACUUGAUGACCGUGAUCUGCUGCGGCAGGACCUGCUCAGCCAAGUGAAGCCGGAACAUUUUCCCUGUUCACUACACCAGGGGGAAUCCCGCCUUGCCCAGUUACCUGUGUGGACGAGCCAUGUCGGGGGUAGCGACCUGGGUGCUCUGGUGAAGACCAGCGGCACCUUAGACUCCGCUCCUCUAUACAGUCCGAGUCAUCAGCCACACAGGUGAGGAUCCACAUCCAGUUUCGUGACAGCCCGCAUUCAGUUUUAGAAAGAAAGACGUUGAAUUGCUUCCAUGUACAACAUGAAUCGGGCAUUUAGUAGAAAGAAAGAUAAAUCAUGGAUGCACACCCCUGAUGCUUUAUCAAAAAACUUCAUUGCCUACAAUGCCAAGUUUCUUGGCGGCACAGAAGUAGAGCAACCUAAAGGUACUGAAGUUGUAAGGGAUGCAGUAAGAAAACUUAAGUUUGCAAGACAUAUCAAGAAAUCUGAAGGUCAGAAAACUCCAAAAGUUGAACUUCAAAUAUCAAUUUAUGGUGUGAAAAUUAUUGAACCAAAAACAAAGGAAGUACUACACAACUGUCAGUUACACAGGAUAUCAUUUUGUGCUGAUGAUAAAACAGACAAAAGGAUUUUUACAUUUAUAUGCAAGGAUUCAGAGUCCAAUAAGCACUUGUGUUAUGUGUUCGAUAGCGAGAAGUGUGCUGAAGAGAUAACAUUAACAAUUGGUCAAGCCUUUGAUCUAGCAUAUAGAAAGUUUCUAGAGUCUGGAGGAAAAGAUGUUGAAACAAGAAAACAAAUAGCAAGCUUGCAAAAAAGGAUUCAGGAACUAGAAACAGAAAAUACAGAACUAAAAUAUAAAGUGCAAGAUUUGGAGAACCAGUUAAGAAUAACUGAUUUAACCUUCUCACCUUUGCUGCAUAUAAUACUUGGUCAUGAGCAAAGUGUGGUUGAGAGGUCCACCACGUUUACCUGGUGUCAUAAUGAAGCUACAGUUCCAUGUUUAGAUAUCUGCUCUAUAACAUUCACUCCCAUGAAUUCACCUGACUCUAGACUAUCAACAGGAUUGCAUCUAACUCCUCCUCCUUCCCAAAAAAAUCAACCAAAAUGUAACAAUGAAUACACCAUCCCAAGGCCUUGUGCCAGCAGUGUGACGCCUAGAUCUCCUUCCACUGAUAUUUUUGAUAUGGUUCCUUUCACCUUACUCUCCCCUGAAUCAACCACACCUACAAAAAAUGGAACACAGCUUCCAUCUGUUCCCAGCAGGUCGACUGAAAUAAAAAAAGAUCUGUUUGGUGCAGAACCAUUUGAUCCAUUUUGCUGCGCUGUGGGUGACUAUACUCCAGAUAUACAGUCAAAACUUGAUGAAAUGCAGGAGGGGUUCAAAAUGGGACUAACUGUGGAAGGAACUGUGUUUUGUCUUGAUCCUGUUGAAAAUAGAAGCUAAGGUCGUGGAUCCUGUAUUCUUUAUAUAAACAAAGAUGCCAAAUACUGAAGAUAUACUAAGGACAACCACCUUUGUGGACAAUAAUAGUACCUGGUAGUGGCAAAUCAUUAGUAGACAUCCAACCUUUACCUAUGCAGACUAAUGAACUGUUUUCCAUUUAUUUUCAUGAUUGUUUAUGGUUUUCCUGUACCAAUUUAACAUAAUCGUGGGUUAUAACAUAUAUUACUAACACUAGAAUAUCUGUAUUUUACCAGAGUAAGACAUAUUUAAUUACUUGGUUUAGCUAUACCCAUAUAAUUUUGAAUAUAAGAUAUAUAUUUUUUUUUUUAGCAGGGUAAGCAUUUGGUCAAAAUUAUGAGAUUCUAUUAGUGAUAGUUGUCUCUGGGGAAGUAUGACUAGGUUGAAGAAACACUUUCAGGACCUGCAAGCACGAAGUCAGCAAUAGAAAAUAAUAGAUAGGAAUUAUAGGUUUGGCACACAUCUUUAGACCUUUGUAUGGAGCAAUCUAUUCAGGUUCCCUUGUUUGUAAUGUCUUCUAGUGUCAUGCCAUGCUUGUGAUAAGUCUGGACUGUCUAGUGACACAUUGGGCCUGAUUUACUAAGAGUUUCAGAUUUUUACUAGUGGGAAAAGACAUGCAGGAUUCCUCUCUAUUCGCUAUUGGGAAAAGUCGGGAACAUUUUCUGACCAGCUUUUUCUAGGUCGAUAUUUCCAGCCAUUUACCCACAGGAUUUUCUGUAAAUUCCAUAGUAAAUCGGUCGGGUUGUGAAACCACGCCCCUUUCCCGGCAUACCACGCCCCUUUUUGGGGUUUGUUGGAUUUUUCAGGCGCACACUGGCGCAGACUUGUC
Messenger RNA from Hyla sarda, 3004 nucleotides. It is a transcript of the gene GULP1, whose product is annotated as GULP PTB domain containing engulfment adaptor 1. The transcript is spliced from 18 exons. NCBI's taxonomy places the organism in Eukaryota, Metazoa, Chordata, Amphibia, Anura, Hylidae. Bases 1006 to 2157 code for a protein of 383 amino acids. The record is from RefSeq and is a predicted model, not a curated record.